Messenger RNA from Hermetia illucens (black soldier fly), 4572 nucleotides. It is a transcript of the gene Ehbp1, whose product is annotated as EH domain-binding protein 1. Lineage: Eukaryota; Metazoa; Arthropoda; Insecta; Diptera; Stratiomyidae. The record is from RefSeq and is a predicted model, not a curated record. Bases 981 to 4118 code for a protein of 1045 amino acids. Gene Ontology annotation, molecular function: protein binding. The transcript is spliced from 13 exons.
UGAAGUUUUGUCGGGCGACGGUGGAGUUCGAGUCGAAGACGACGACGGUCCGUCUUUGUGUCUGUCAAAGAGUCGAGCGAAAAAGUUGUGCAAUUUCGAGGAAAUCUUGCGUUUUCCGCACGCGGACAAGACCAACCGAACGGCGUAUUCCAAAGACUAACUUGUCGCCUAUCUCCCCAUUACCGUGAGUUUCUGUUUCUGUCGAUUUCGCGUAAAAUCCAGCGAAAAUCGGGAAAACUUGGAGUCGAGUGAGUGGUGGCCGUGCUCAAGUGACGUCAUGAUGUGUGAGCAAUCAGUGGAAAAUAGCCUGGUCGACGAAGGGGUUCCUAAUUAGUGCGGCUGCAGCGAACCGAACGGGUUAGGGUGAGAAUUGAUUUGUUCCGUGAUCGCACGUAGCGCGGGGCUAAGAAAACAUUCAGUGAAUUCGCGCGGGGUAGCGAAUUGCGUGCUUGCCGCCGCGAGCGAUUGGUUGACAGUGACGGGCCCAAGGCCGCGAUUGCCAGUGCCAAGUUUUGAUUUCCCAGGAAAACAACGAUCUCCUUGGAAAUUCGUCUGUGACAUCAGACAGCCGGGAAAGUGCCCCGAAUCGGGUGAGUGAUUAGCGUCGCGAAAGUAAAGCGCAUCGGGUCAAGGAGUUGCAACAUUGCCCUUCGGCCGUCCCAGUUGUGACCCGGUUUUGUGGCCAGACGGUCGCCAAAUGACAUCUUUUGAAACCUCGGACAGGUCCUUGGAUACGAUGCAGAUGUCGUCAAAUUAGGAAGCACACCAUCUGCCUCGUGAAAGUGAUUGGAUCCUUGCGAAGGGAGUGUUAGUGGGUAACUUCGGCUUCGAUGAAGUUCUAAAGAAAUACAAAAGUCAUAGUGAGUUAGUUGUUUAUCCCUCGGGGGUGCGGCGUACAGACUACCCAGGGUAGCCACGACUAUUGGAUACUAUUCCUCAGACCGGACUCCCAAGACAACCGCUGCUCCCUCCCUGCUACAAUGGGGAGCGUGUGGAAGCGUCUGCAGCGUGUAAACAAGCGAGCGGCCAAGUUCCAGUUCACCGCUUCCUACCACGAGCUACGAGUGGAAACCACAACCAAAUGGCGCCCAACAAGCUUAUCUGUAGUGUGGACACGUCGAUCACGUCGUGUGGCAUCAAUUCCACUCGCGUGGGAACCAGACAUGAUGAAUCCACUGGUUGGUCACAUUGCGUGGCCCGUGCCUGACAAUCAUACCAUAUCAGUUACCCUAUUCAAGGAUCCCAGGACACAUGAGUUAGAGGAUAAGGAUUGGACGUUUGUGAUAGAGGAUAUAUCACUUAUGGGGAAAAAACGUGUCCUAGCCUCAGCAAGCAUAAACAUGAGAAAAUAUGCAAGUAUUGAACCUACGCAACAGAGUUUCAUGCUUUCAUUGAAACCAAUCUCACGAAAGAUAAAAUCUGCGGAUUUAGAACUAACAAUUAGUUGUGUGUUUUUGCGAGAAGGAAAAGCAACUGAUGAAGACAUGCAAAGCGUUGUAUCCCUUAUGUCAGUCAAUAAUAAUUGUGAUGUAGCACCUCUAGAUGAUCUCGAGGAUAUUCCUGAUUUAGAAAGUUCCGGUGAUAUUUCGGAGCACGUUUUAGAUUUUACACAGCAGUUGGAGAUGUUAACAUCAAGCUUGAAUGAUGGUGCUGAUUUGGCAACGCCAAUGAGUGUUCCUUCUCUAUCAGAAGAUCCAACUCCAUUGGCUGAGAACAAUCAUCUCUACUUCGAAAUGGAAUAUGAUCAUCCAGAAAUGGACCUACCUCAGUCUACACCAACGCUGGAAUCAGUCAGUUCUAGGGAAGUUCCUAAACAACACUCAGCAGAAGUACUGUCUUCAACUACAACAUCUUCCUCGACGCAUUCAACGUUUGAAGAGAUUGAGAAAAAGCCUAACAUAAUAUCGCCUCCCGAAGAAAUAGACACAGUUCCCAAAAUAGUGGAUGUCAUACCAAAAGCAAAAGCCAUAAUAGAACCACAAAUGGCCGAUAUUAAAGAAGCUAAAAUCAACCAAACCGCUCACGUGGAGACAACGAAACAAGAAGAAAAGACUCAAACUAAUACGCAUCCAACAGUGGAGCCCCCAAAACAAGUUGAAAUAAUAACAACGCCUCCGGCAGCACCGCCAGAAAUUGUGCAGAAUAGAGAAAAAGUACGUCCUGAAUUGCAGCCCUUAAAUUUAAAGAAGAGUUAUGAUGUGGACAAUAAGAAGCCGAAACCUAUUGAGAAAAUAAAUCUGAAAGAACGAACUCCUGGCCAAGAUUUACUCGAAUGGUGCAAGGAAGUGACAAGGGACUAUCCCAACAUAAAAGUCACCAACUUGACGACAAGCUGGCGUAAUGGAAUGGCAUUCUGUGCAAUCAUUCAUCAUUUUGAACCGAGUUUAAUUGAUAUGACAAAAUUAUCGCCACAUGACGUAGUCGGAAAUUGUCGAAUGGCAUUCGAUGCUGCAGAAUCAUUAGGCAUACCCCGAGUAAUUGAACCCCGUGAUAUGAAUUUGCUUGCCGUUCCCGAUAAGUUGGCUGUCAUGACUUAUUUGCAUCAGCUACGGGCACAUUUUACAGGCAAACAAUUGCAAAUAGAACAAAUUGGUGAAACCUCUGAUGAAACCAGUUACGUUAUCGGCAAUUACAAAUCAGAUUUAUCGGAGAAUAUCCUCAACCUGAAUCAUCUGAAAGCCCAGUUGCAAAGUCUUGAUGAAAUCGGAAAUAACGGUGGAAACCUAUCACCAACUCAAAAGAAGGAUAUGAAAAACUUAAUUUUAGCCAACUCAAAGAAUCUGCUGGUGAAAGUUCUCUCACCAGCUAAAGAUAAAAACUCAACAAACAACUAUAUCCAACAACAACAGUCGAAAUCAGCAAUUUCUACACCAACAGCACAAACAAAUACAACGAAUCAUAGUACAGCGGCAGUAACAACGACAAAUACCAUAAACAAUGGCACCAAUGAAACCAAAGAUAGACCAGUUUUAAUGACUCGACGAGAAUUGACCGAUCCAUUUGGAAGUGACGACGAAGAGGAUAGUGGCAACAAUAAGCGUGAUAGUCAGACUUCAGUAGUUACAGCAAACGAUGUUAAUAAUGGUGAUAAAACUACAACGCCAAGCAUAGACCCAAGCACCACAAACAAGUUACUGCUUAGGCAUAAGGAAAUGAGUGAGAAAGCCAGAGCCAUGAUGGAGAGAUUUAAAAGUAGUACAGUGGAGAACGGGAAAGGUAGCCAAGAUGAUGAACGACAACAACGCUUGCGAGAACAUGCUCGCCGCCUUAUUGCUGAAACGCGGUUGAAAUCAAAUAGUCAAGACAGUCCCACGUCACCGAUUAAACCUAUGUUCCCACAAAAGAUUCCAUUAUCGCCAGAUCGUACUAUUUCACCUAUAAAUAUUGGCGGAGGAGAAGAAUAUCCUUUCAAUUCGUUGAGUGAUAAAGGACCUGCAAUGGGUGGAGGAUCACCGGUAAAACCCUUACUCAUAUCACCAUCUAAGAACCGCGAUAGGAUCACACCACCACGCGAUAUAAACAAAGCCGGGCAUGAUAGCCCUAGUCGAAAGUUUGAAAGGAACGGCAACAGUCCGUUGCAGUCAUUCAAUUCAGUUUUGGAGAGAAUAUCCCCCAAGAAUGAGAAGAAGAGUGGCGAUCAAAUGUCUUACAUCGAGAGCGAACUGGAAGCGCUCGAGCGUGAACAAGAAGCUGUCGAUCUGAAAGCCAGCACUCUGGAAAAAAAAUUACGCGCUGUUAUGGGUGGAAACGCAAAGUCAGAGGAGACAGAAGAACAACUACUAUCACAAUGGUUUACUCUAGUCAACAAAAAGAAUGCUUUACUGCGACGACAAAUGCAGUUGAACAUUUUAGAGCAAGAAAAUGAUCUUGAGCGAAGAUAUGCUUUAUUAAAUCAAGAAUUGCGGGCGGCGCUCUCCGUGGAGGAUUGGCGCAAAUCAGAGGCACAAAGGGAACGUGAAGCGCUACUUUUGGCUGAAUUGGUUUCAAUAGUGAAUAAACGUGAUGAACUUGUUCAGCAUUUACAUAGUCAGGAGAAGGCUAUCGAAGAUGACGAUGAAAUCGAACGUGAAUUGGAGCAUGUUGACAUUAGCUCAAAAGAGAAAUGUACGAUUCAGUGAGCUCAAUCCGAGAGCUGCAGUAAAUAUCUUUCCUAUGACCGGAACAUACAAACUUAUGGUUGCAUAACAGUCAAAUGAAACGGACACAUUUCACUUAAUUCAUUAAAAAGCACAAUAACAACAAUCGACACUUAAUUGAAGACUAAAAAAACAAAUUACUCGUAUAUUGCACUCAUAAGCUGAGUCAAAGUCAACCUUUGUGACUGUUUUAAUCAAUUUACAUCGUGCGUAUGAUGCGGAAGCGUAAACAAGAAAACGUGAAUUUGAAAUCCAUCAAAAAGUAUCUGUUUUGUAUCACAAGAAGAAACAUGACUGGCCUGGUUUCUGCCUUUUGCUACUCAUUGUAUUUGUAUUUAUCAAAUUUCCAUCUCUUUUUUUCCAUAUAUUGAUAUCAAAUUGGACUUUUGACGUGUUUAUAAUCAGAAUUAUAAUAAAAUCGAUCACAAACUGUUAA